This is a messenger RNA of Aspergillus novofumigatus IBT 16806, 660 nucleotides long. RefSeq lists its product as uncharacterized. The coding region runs from base 142 to 588 and encodes 148 amino acids. The transcript is spliced from 3 exons. The record is from RefSeq and is a predicted model, not a curated record. Lineage: Eukaryota; Fungi; Ascomycota; Eurotiomycetes; Eurotiales; Aspergillaceae.
AUCAUGCAGACCUCGAAGGAUGUGAACAAGAGCUGUCGAAUUUGGCCGUUGAUCCAUUUCGAACAUUCCUGAUUGGACUGGGUGAUAUUACCACCUACCAACUGCUCACCAUAACCCUCUCAAGUUUCUUCCCUCGACUUGAUGACUCGAGUCCUCCGUCCAUGGCAAACCAGGACCCAUCACUGUUGUGAUUCGUGCUGUGGUCCUCCCAAAGCGCUAAAUCAAAAGGGAUACAUUCACGGACAUGAUUUACAGUACAAUGACGUGAUUGCCGUCAUGGCGCCGAUAGUUGCCCUAAAAAGACUAGUUGACUCCCAGUACAUGGAAGAGUUGGAGAAAAUUCUCUUUACCUUCCCAAAAAGAAAUCCUUCGUUCGUCGGAGAUUUAGUCGCCCUGUUACAUUUUUCUUGUGUUCUCUAUUCUCCAUACUUGCUUUUUUGGUGGUCCUUUUUUCUUCAUUGUUUGAUCAAUGAUAAGAAAGGCACAAGGCACACGCUGCUUACUCCUCAAUGUUGUUGGUCCACCACGGCGGUUGAGAUGGGGGUUUCAUUUUCGAGUACAGUUCCUUUCGCACCGAUGCCGCAGUAGCUAAGAGUUAGAAGGCAAUAAAGCAUGCUGUUGGUACGGAGCAUUAUUAGCAGUAUGACAAAGUAUCAAUAA